CACAUAUUUUGUACGGUAUUUGCCUUUCGAAGCUAUUUUUCGUUAUGGCAAGUUAUGCAAUCACCGUUGUCAUCAGGAAGGCUAGCACUUGUCGCUGUCGACAGUAGUAGCCUGAAUGCGGGUUCCCAUGGCCUCAGUAACACCAAAAAGCGCAAGAGUGACGAACCCGAGACGAAUGAAUCCUGCGCCGAAGUAUUCACAGCCACUUUUGUCUCUGUCAAAACACAAAUAUGGGCUUUCGAACCGCUGACGCUCCUGGCUAGAGCAUAUCUUCCCCUGGCAUGGCUCAAUACGGCACAACCUCUGCCCACUUCGGUUUUCGAGGCCACAAUUCCCUCGGUGCAAGAAUGGGAACAAAGAGUACUAGUGGCUCGAAAGACACCCAAUGGAGGAUUGUACGCGAUCGAAAGAGUCGGGCCCAAUCAUUUCAUUGCUUGUCCCUUGCAGAAUUGGGUGUCAGAUGAGUACUGCAAAGAUGCAGCGAUCGGCAAAGUGGCCGAGACCAGACUUGAAGAGGUGCUGCAGAAAGAUGACGGAGUGCCACGGGAACAUAGAAGAAGCAUAUCUGGCUCAAGCCUUGCAGGGUUGCCUACACCUAAGAGCCCUAGGAAGCCUACCAACCGACGAGGAGCCCUUGCGAGAAUGUCGAUACUGACGCCAAAGGAAACAACAAGCCAGGACGUCUUUGGCCAGAGGUCGAGCUCGCCUACAGUUACACAGCCUGUCAUUACUGCACCUAUAUCCGCCGAACCGUUGCCCAUUACCCCAGCAGCACAGCUACAAGAUGCAGACCCGUUUGACCAGUCUCUGUCUGCGAGUGGAGCUGAGCCCCCGAUCCAGGAGCCACAGCAGCCUGUAGGUGUUGCUCCUGUCGAAAAUCCAUGUGCUGCGGAGCGUCUGAGAGGUCAGUAUCUGGACUAUCUAUACACCUCUAAAACAUCGCUUGCAUUCUAUGUCAAAGGUCCUCUUAGUGGCGCCCGGGCACAUGUUAGAUCAUCUGAGUGCCCAUCAACUUCCAUUGCAGACUUACUGGAAUUCUACGAGCAGAGUAUUCUUGCGACGAAGAAGAUUGAUCUGAAGUACAAAGAGUCCUUGCCCAAAAUCAUCACCGAACUGCCGCUCGAACAUCCGGAAACCCAGAAAAAGAGGUCUCGAAAGAAGAAGCAGAAACUCGGGAAGGACUGCCUCUGGCCGGAAGAAGACGAUUACGUCUGUAAAUGGUGGCGUGCAAGAGAGUUCAAACCGAGUUCGGCUUCGAGCGACCGCCAGGCCGAAAUGCGUAAAGAACUGGCAGAUUUACGGAUGCGAGAAACCAAAAUGCAGUUGCUACUGAUCCUGGAAGUCAUGCUGCUUGAAUUGGCUGCUUUGAAGCUGUCUGCUAAGCCGGUCCCUUCGGAUGCCGAUGUCAAGGUAGAAUCGGUGGAAGAUGAUGUUGCCAGUAUACUCGCCAAAACUCCCCAGCAGUCGACUCAGAAGAAGCGCGACUUUACUAGCGAAUUGGAAACGCUUGUCGACCGACUCUGCAUCUGGCAUUCCGUAGACAUGGACGAGAUUACCGAUCAUGAGAACUCACAGAGUGACAGCAAAGUCAAGGCCAAUGAUCUACUCCGAGAAUUCUGCAAGGAUGUUCUUUGGCCUUUCUAUUCGGCCAAGCUCCCUGAGCAGAUGAAGUCGCUGUCACGGAAGCUUGCAGGAUCAGAUUUUUCACCACCCAAAAGACCUCGAGAAUCGUCGAAGCCGGCGACACUCCGCAAAAGUUCCGCCUCCUUUUCUUUGUCCAAGCCCAAACCUGGGCAGCCGCUUGUCAAGCGCACACUUCAGCGCGUGCUGAGCGAAGACCAUCUAGGUCGCCAUGCUUCACCUCCCACGUUAUCACGCUCAUCGACCGGCCCCAUCAACCCCAUCAUUCCGACGUUGAAGCGAGAACCUUCAGAACGUCCAGUCUCGCGUGGCGGUAUGCUAUCCAAGUCGGUGAGCUUCAGCAACCGAGAGAUCGAUCUGGUGGCCGACUCGAAAACGCAUGAAGCUAAACGUCGCAAACUCGACAAACUCGCACAACAAAAGCAGGAGCUCGAAGCUGCCAUUGACGCCCUUAAGCGGCCUAGUAGGUCUGCAGUCGCAGCGGCUUUUAUGGACGAUGUCGAGAAACGACGACAGGAGCGGACGAUACAGAUAUCAGCUACCCCUCGAGCACGGCGCAACCGAGAAAUGGUAGAUUUUGCAGAACCCGAACUGCCGCCCAUGCCGAGGCUGGGGCGUGAAGAGGAUAUGUCGGUCAUUCCAUCUUCGACGCGCAAGCCGCUGGCUCGGUCCAAUAUUCAUAGCUCGAGUAGCAUGAACCGAGCGUCGGCCACGAAAAGAGCCGUUCUGUCGGCAAUUCAUGAGACACCGUCAAGGGGGUUGGAGCGGAAGACCUCGAAUCCUCUGGCUUUGCCUGCUGUGCAGCUUACGCACCCACCUGCAGCGGACGACAAUAUGAUCCGCGUGGAAGCAACGCCAGCUAGGAGGCACGCACAGGCCCCUUGGGCGGCUCUCGAUGGCGCGCAUUCCGACUUUCCCUUGCAGCCUCCGUCAGAUAUGGGCUUCUCAUCCUCUCAGCCCAUGAGCGAGUCGCGAUAUGACGAACUCCGCAUGUCCCGCUCGCAACGCCCUGUACUGUUCACGCCUGUCAAGAAAUCCGACUUCCCUAUUGAACGCGCAUUCCGUGAUGCGCCUGAGAUUCCAGAGCACGCUGGGAGGAUGAUGGAUCGUGUCAUGGGUGAACAUGGCCGAGCUCUAGAUUUUGGUUUCGAUGAGCAGGAGGAUUCUUCCAAAAGAGCUGCCUGUGUGGAAAAGGGCCUUGGUAAGAAUUCUAUGAUUGAUGACGCUGAUGAGGGUGAUAUAUAUGAUAGACUUGGCUGGAAUAAUGAUUUCGACCUUUAGCGUCUGGUUUGCAUAGACGUGGGGAACAAAUGAUGAGCUUGAUGACAUGAGCAUAAUAAUGUCAAUUUGUUAUGGCUGAACAGCUA
This is a messenger RNA of Exophiala xenobiotica, 3008 nucleotides long. RefSeq lists its product as uncharacterized. Gene Ontology annotation, biological process: DNA replication initiation. The record is from RefSeq and is a predicted model, not a curated record. NCBI's taxonomy places the organism in Eukaryota, Fungi, Ascomycota, Eurotiomycetes, Chaetothyriales, Herpotrichiellaceae. Bases 55 to 2922 code for a protein of 955 amino acids. Gene Ontology annotation, cellular component: DNA replication preinitiation complex. The transcript has a single exon.